AUGGGCAGGAUACCGGAGAACGAAGAAAAUCCCUCGAAGCUUACGCUGACGUCGGAAUCUGUUGUUUCACCUUUCUUUGGUAGACAGCCUCGUGUGACCAAGGUGGAAAGAAUUUACACUCGAUCUGGUGACACCCUUACAAUGCUUGUAAACAUGGCCACCACAGACUCUGCUGAGUUAGAAGAACAUGUGCGCAUUACUUAUGAGCCCGACGUCCCUUCGAAGAAGGCCUGA
This is a messenger RNA of Dibothriocephalus latus, 234 nucleotides long. The record is from the annotation of a GenBank genome assembly. Lineage: Eukaryota; Metazoa; Platyhelminthes; Cestoda; Diphyllobothriidea; Diphyllobothriidae.